This is a messenger RNA of Hydra vulgaris (swiftwater hydra), 645 nucleotides long. RefSeq lists its product as uncharacterized. Lineage: Eukaryota; Metazoa; Cnidaria; Hydrozoa; Anthoathecata; Hydridae. The record is from RefSeq and is a predicted model, not a curated record.
AUGUCAUAUGAAUUAUCAGAUAAACCUAUAGAAGAAGUUAUUAAUUUAAAACAAUCAACUACAAUGAUAAGAAUGCUCAAAUAUUCAGAUGACUUUCAUAAAUCAACAGGAUCAAUUCAACUAUGGUUUAAAGAUACAACAUCUACUGCAGUAGCUACUGAUAACUUAGGAUUUGUAGCAAGACAAAUUAAAAUUAUUCAGAAACCUGCUACAAAAGCCCCAUUUUCAUUUUUUAUCACAAGAAAAGGUAAUAAUGAUGCUAUUUUUAGAGCUGCUGAAAUAGCUGCAGGAAAAGUAAAUCUUACAAAAGUAUCAUUAUGGAUGCAGCAUGUAACUUCAUCAGAUACGAUGAGAAGUGGACUUUUUAACUAUAUUUAUUUGAAAGUAAGACUCGAUGUUGAUUUUUGUAGUAGAAUAUGUGAGUAUAAUUCUGUUAUACCAAAUGCUAUGGUAUUUAAUUAUAAACUCAGUGGAAGAACUGAAAGACCUAGAUACAUCCUUUUUGCAUUCCAAACUAAUAAAAGGGGAAAUCAAAAAGUUAACCCUGCAGUAUUCGAUAAUUGUGACUUGAAAGCAAUUUCAUUAGCGCCUAAUGGAGAACGGUACCCUACAAACGAUUAUAAUUUAACAUUUGCAUUUAUUUAG